AUGGAAAACCGCCCAAAGGAAUCCAGGGAAUCUGGCUCCCCCACACCCGCCACAUCGGACCUCGAAAAGCCGCCGUUCGUCUUCACAACACAGACAAGCGACAAUGACGAGGAAGCCAUUGACGAGAACGAUCCGCGGCUCAAGGACAUCCCUGCCUACGUCCGCCGCGUCGUCAGUCUGCACGAUGACCCGACCUUGCCGACCCUCACUUUCCGCUACUUCGUCCUGACCGUCGUCUUCGUCGUGCCCGGCGCCUUCCUCAGCAUGAUGAGCCACUUCCGUACCACCUACGCCCCGUACUCGGUCUUCUUUGUGCAGAUUGCAUCCAGCUACGCCGGCGACUGGAUGGCCAAGGUCCUGCCCGCCUGGCAGGUGCGGGUGCCGUUUACGAAAUGGGGCUUCAAUCUCAACCCCGGCCCCUUCAGCGUCAAAGAGCAUGUGCUCAUCACCAUCUCGGCCGCGUCGGGCGCCACGUACAACCUUGGCUACGCCCCCAUCUCCAUGGCAGAACUGUACUUUGAUUCCAAGGUCAACCCCGCAGUCGCCAUAUUUUUCAUGUGGGGCAUCGUCUUCACUGGCUACUCCUUUGCCGCUAUUGCUCGCCAGUUCCUCAUCUACGACCCUCAGUUCCCUUGGUUUACCGCGCUAUGCCAGACGGCGCUUUUCGAGACGCAGAAGAAGCAGCGCGAGAAGCCGACGGCGCUAUCCCGGAAGCAAUCAAGGGUCUUCUUCCUCGUGCUCUUGGCCGUCAUCCUCUGGCAGUUCCUCCCGGAGUUUGUGUUCCCGAUGCUGGGCUCGUUGGCCUUCCUGUGCUGGGUGGCGCCGAACAACUCGGUUGCCAAUUUCGUCGGCGCCGGCUUCGGUGGAAUGGGCUUCCUCAACCUGUCGCUGGACUGGAGCAACAUCUCGACCCAAUACAACCUGUUCCUGACGCCGUGGUGGACUCAGGUAGUCAUGUUCUGCGCCUUUGUGUGCAGCUGCUGGAUCCUGCUUCCGGCGGCCAAGUUCGGAGGCCUCGGGCAAUGGCACCAUCAGCUGAUGUCGAAUCGACUCUUCCUGGAGAACGGGACAUCCUAUCCCACUACGAGCUUGCUCACCCCUCAAGUAACCUUCAACGAAACGGCUUAUCAGCAGUACGGACCGCCGUUCGUCAGCACCCAGGUGUUGUGGGGAAUGUUCUUCGACUACGCCGCCUACACAUCCGCCGUCGUCUGGAUGACGCUGUUCGGGUACAAGCAGAUCCGCGACAGCCUCAACAAGCUCCGUGAACGCGCGACGCGGCGGGGGGCGCGGAUCCAAGAGCAAUACGACGACCAACUGAGCGUGCUGCAGCGCUCGUACGACGAGGUGCCCUUCUGGUGGUUCCUCGCCCUCUUCGGCGUGUCCUUCGUCUCGCUGGUGACCAUCAUCGCGUGCGGCAAGCUGUUCAUCCCGACGUGGACCUACUUCGUCGCCAUCGGCACCGGGGCCAUCCUCGUGGUGCCGCUGGGCUGGCUGUACGCGCUGUCCAACUUCCAGCUGCCCAUCGGAACCGUCAACGAGCUGCUGUACGGGCUGAUGGUCAACUCCAUCAGCGGCUUCAAGAACCCCACGGGCGCCUCCGUCUACGGCAGCAUCGCGGGAAACGCGUGGUACCGCGCGCAGUACAACCUGCAGGACAUGAAGAUCGGCCACUACAUGCACAUUCCGCCCAAGACCGUCUUCUUCACCCAGGUCUUCGGCUCCGUCCUCGGCAUCCCCGUCAACUAUGCCGUCGUCCGGUGGGUGCUCGACACCAAGUUCGACUACCUGACGGGCGAGCGCGAGGACCCCUCGCACCAGUGGACCGCCCAGAGCCUGACGUCGAACCUGACCAUGGGCGUGCAGUACGUCCUGAUCGGCCCACUCCGUCUCUUCCAACAAGACAUCUACCGCAUCCUCCCCUACGGCUUCCUCGUCGGCGUCGCCGCGCCCUGCCUCGUCUUCGGGCUGCACCGCUGCUUCCCCAAGCUGAAGUUCAACCUGUGCAACACGACCAUCUUCUUCUCUACCAUGGCGCACUUCUACGGCAACAUCAGCGCGGGCUACACCAGCUGCUUCCUCGGCGGCUUCGUCGUCAUGUACUGGGCCUACCGCCACCGCUACGACGUCUGGGCCCGCUGGAAUUACAUUCUCGCGGCGGCGUUCGAUGCGGGGUUCAAUUUCAACAUGUUGCUGAUUUUCUUGUUUUUCGGCGCAGGCAAGAUCGUGACGAUGCCGAAUUGGUGGGGGAACGAGGCGGCGAGCAGCGAGAGGUGUUUUGCGUUGGAUUCUUGA
Diplodia corticola is the source of this 2295-nucleotide messenger RNA. Its product is annotated as oligopeptide transporter. Gene Ontology annotation, biological process: transmembrane transport. The record is from RefSeq and is a predicted model, not a curated record. Bases 1 to 2295 code for a protein of 764 amino acids. NCBI's taxonomy places the organism in Eukaryota, Fungi, Ascomycota, Dothideomycetes, Botryosphaeriales, Botryosphaeriaceae. The transcript is spliced from 5 exons. Gene Ontology annotation, molecular function: oligopeptide transmembrane transporter activity.